AUGAGAAAUGUUGAUAAGAGAGAAGAAGUAGAAGAAGAACAGGAGAAAGGGAGUAAAUUAUUAAAAAUAAUAUAUUUUAAAAAAAUCAAAUAUACAACUGUUAUGUGUGUAUUGGCCGUUGACACUGCCCUUCCUCAUCGUGUCUUUUCAUUGUUUUCAAAUAGAAUAACUAUUUUAGAAAAAGAGAUGAGUGGAGUAAAAUUGGUAGAAUUCAACAGUGAAGAUUCGUUUGUUAAUGAUUCGGUAUCGUUCAUUCACUCCAUUAUCAACGAUGCUAUCAAGUCGAGAGGCGCUGCCGUCAUUGGUUUGAGUGGUGGUACUUCACCAAAGCCAAUCUACAAUGCAUUGGUCGCAUCCAACGACAUCGAUUGGAACAAAGUCUACUUCUUCUGUGUCGACGAGCGAUACAUUACAAAGACAUCGGCAGACUCUUUGAACCACUUGGUUGCCAACUCUAUUUUCCGUGAGGGUUUGCCAACUCACAAGCUAUUGAACGACGGUAUUCACUUUACUUGUCCAAACACAUCGCUACCACUCGACCUGUGUAUUGCCAAGUACCAUGCUGACUUGGAGCAUUUGCUAAAAAAGUCUGGUGGUGCUGCCGAUCUCGUAACUCUUGGAAUGGGUGAAGACGGUCAUAUCGCAUCGAUCUUCCCAGUCACCGACGAGAAUGAACCACCCGCACCAAUCAGUCUUGUCUACCACACAACCACAACCAGAUUCGUCGUAUUCGACAGAAUCACCACCAACUUGAGAUUCCUCGAAAAGUCAAGAGCCAAACUCUUCUUUAUGAAGGGUGAGAGUAAGAAGGUUGUCUGGGAUGAAAUGUUGGCUGCACCAGAGAAUAUUCGUCGUUGGCCAGCACAAGGUAUCAUCAAAUCAGGUCAUACAUAUGUACAUUACUUGAAAUAA
Molecule: messenger RNA, 912 nt
Organism: Heterostelium album PN500
Lineage: Eukaryota; Evosea; Eumycetozoa; Acytosteliales; Acytosteliaceae
Gene: pgl
Product: 6-phosphogluconolactonase
Exons: 5
Coding region: 1-912 (303 amino acids)
Biological process (GO): pentose-phosphate shunt; carbohydrate metabolic process
Molecular function (GO): 6-phosphogluconolactonase activity
Source: RefSeq, a predicted model, not a curated record